Molecule: messenger RNA, 4181 nt
Organism: Alligator mississippiensis (American alligator)
Lineage: Eukaryota; Metazoa; Chordata; Crocodylia; Alligatoridae
Gene: MPP3
Product: MAGUK p55 scaffold protein 3
Exons: 19
Coding region: 482-2245 (587 amino acids)
Cellular component (GO): cell-cell junction; plasma membrane
Molecular function (GO): protein binding
Source: RefSeq, a predicted model, not a curated record
GAAAUAAUUGCCCGCCCCCGCCCUGCGCGGCCAGACCCUGAACCAAGGUGUGCUGCAGGCCUGGGGCCGCUCCUCGCUCUCAGGACAGGACGGGCCUGGGCCUGGGCCUGGGCCUGUGCCGAAGGGCCCCUCCUUCCCUUCCCUUUCCUUCCCGUCCCGUCCCGUCCCGCCCGACCCUGGCUCUCGCUGCCCGGGAGGCAGCGGCCGCGGGGUCGCGCCGGGCUCGCUGGCCGGCGGCUGCGCGCGGCGAGGAGCGGCGGCCGGGGAGCCCGGGGGCGGCGCGUGCGGCUGGGCGCUGCAGGGGCGCAUGAGCGCGGGGACGCUCCGCUCCUCCUUCGCGCGCGGGAGGAGGCGGCGCUGCAGCAGGGACGCCGGCCCUCGGCCCAGCAGCAGGAUUUACUCUGAAUCACAGUCCAGGAAAAAGAAAUACUCAUUUUGAUUGAAGUUGAACAUUUGCCUCCAGGAUUAAGAACAAACAGCCAUGCCGGUGCUUUCAGAAGAUGCAGGAUUACAUGAAACCUUAGCCCUAUUGACAUCUCAGCUAAGACCUGAUUCAAAUCACAAAGAAGAAAUGGGAUUCCUUAAAGAUGUCUUCAGUGAGAAGAGUCUCAGUUACUUAAUUAAGAUACAUGAAAAGCUCCGUCAUUAUGAAAGGCAGAGUCCAACCCCUGUUUUACAUAGUGCAGCAGCUCUGGUAGAGGAUGUGAUAGAAGAAUUGCAGACUGCACCAGCAAACAAUGAAGAAAAAGAACUACUUCAAUUAUUAUCAACACCACAUCUGAAGGCAAUGCUUGUUGUACAUGACACAGUUGCACAGAAGAAUUUUGACCCAGUCCUUCCACCUCUGCCAGAUAAUACUGAAGAUGACUUUGAUGAAGAAUCUGUGAAAAUUGUUCGUCUAGUAAAGAAUAAAGAGCCUUUGGGAGCAACCAUCAGAAGGGAUGAGCACUCUGGGGCUGUGAUCGUAGCAAGGAUCAUGAGAGGGGGUGCAGCUGACCGCAGUGGUCUUGUCCAUGUUGGAGAUGAAUUAAGAGAAGUCAAUGGGAUUGCUGUGCUUCACAAGCGACCAGAAGAAAUCAGUCAGAUUUUGGCUCAGUCUCAGGGAUCAAUAACAUUAAAAAUAAUUCCAGCCAUCAAAGAAGAAGAUCGUCUAAAGGACAGCAAGGUCUUUAUGCGGGCACUCUUCUGCUAUAAUCCAAAAGAGGACAAAGCCAUUCCCUGUCAAGAGGCAGGAUUGCCAUUUAAGAGGAGACACAUCUUAGAAGUUGUGAGCCAGGAUGACCCAACAUGGUGGCAGGCAAAGCGUGUUGGUGAUACUAACCUCAGGGCAGGAUUGAUCCCCUCAAAACAGUUUCAAGAAAGGCGGUUAACUUACCGAAGAACUAUGGGCACCCUGCAAAACCCUAGAACUAUGAAGAAACCAUUAUAUGAUCAGUCUUCAGAAAAAGAAGACUGUGACUGUGAAGGAUAUUUCAAUGGGCAAUAUAUAGCUGGGUUGCGGAGGAGCUUUAGAUUAAGUCGAAAGGAGAAACAGAACAACCAGAUUGAAGCAAAGCAGACGGAACAAGCAGAUACAUUGGAGCUACUAACAUAUGAAGAAGUCACGAAGUAUCAGCAACAGCCUGGAGAAAAGCAGAGACUCAUUGUUCUGAUUGGUUCAUUGGGAGCCAAACUAAAUGAGCUCAAGCAGAAAGUUGUAUCAGAGAAUCCACAGGAGUAUGGUGUUGCAGUUCCACAUACAACAAGAUCAAAGAAAAUUCAUGAAAAAGAAGGAGUAGAAUACAAUUUUGUCUCUAAGCAAUCAUUUGAGACAGAUGUACAGCAGAAUAAAUUUGUUGAACAUGGAGAAUACAAAGAGAAUCUCUAUGGAACAAGUCUUGAGGCAAUCCGGUCCGUCAUGGCCAAAAAUAAAGUUUGUUUGGUGGAUGUAGUACCUGAUGCAGUAAAGCACUUGAGGACUCCAGAAUUUAAGCCUUAUGUUAUUUUUGUGAAGCCUCUGAUUGCAGAAAAGAAAAAAAGUGUGCCAACAUCUCCAACUUCAGAAGAAAUUUCAGCUCCACUUCAGGAUGAAGAACAGCAAGAAAUUAUUAAUUCAGCGGUAUUCAUUGAAGAGCAGUAUGGCCAUUUAAUUGACACUGUGUUGGUGAAAGAAGAUUUCCAGAGUGCCUGUAAUCAACUGAAAAUUGUUCUAGAGAAGCUGAGCAAGGACUCAUUUUGGGUGCCGGUCAGUUGGGUCCGGUUAUAGCCUGUUGUUAUGCAUUUAAACAAAAGUUUGUAUAAAACUUGUUGUAAAUACAAGAAUUAUAAACUGUAAGAUGUUGGUUGCAUUUCAAAACUGCCAGUUAGUCCAGGAGGUAAUAUGAAAUAUUCUAUAAGUGGAACCAGGCAGAUCCAGUCAGAAGCUGACACUGGGUUUCUAAACCAGAAUUUUUAAUAGCAAAUAUCAAUUAAAAUUGUAUUCAGUAUAACUGAUUAGUAAACAUUUUGAUUAUUUGUAAACUUUGUAAAUACUUUAGUUUGCAGUAUGAAGUGGAACUUCACAUGGGUCCCGUAUUUAGUCAUUGCAACACCAGGCCUGUAGACAGCCUGCCAUCCAGGAUAAUCCUCAGCUCCCAGUUACAGCUUUGCUUUCAGUGAAUAGAGAGAGUUUAGGCACCUAUGGAAACGAUUUUCAGGAGUGCUUCAACUAGCCAGGAACUCAUAAUGGCACUUUGCCUUCUUCCUGAUGGCACCCUACCUCCAGCCUCCUAACAUGGGGUAGAAAAAAGCAGGUGUUACUUAUUAUCUAAGCACACCUACAGUAACAAGCCUUGCUAAUGAGAUGAAUAUUCUGUGUCUUUAAGAAUCACGACUUGGCUCAGACAAGGGGUGCCUGUAGAGGCUGCUCCAGCGUGCUGUAAUUACUGCAUGUCGGAGCAGACUUGAUUAACUGAGUUGGCUGGAGCAUGCUAAAUAGUGCGCUCUUCAAAAUGGCAGUGGGGGCACUUUAACUAAAGCUCAUCAAAUGAGCCUUAGAUAAAGUGUCCCCGCCACCAUUUUGAAGUACAAGGAUGCUGAUGCAUGAGAUAAUGUGGGAGCUUUAAUUAGAGCGGCUCUUGGAGUUGCUCUGAUUAAAGCACCCUUCCCCUACCCCCCACAGCAUGUGUAAAAACUCCCAAGGGUUCUAAGCAGCAUAUUAGUCACCUCCAUAUGAGGUAACUUUGCAAAUGCCAGUUACCAAGGAACUUGGGUACCUACAGUAAGUUGGCAGUGUGGACAAUGUCUCUGGCAUCUAAUGAUGGACUGAGCACUCAAGUACCUUUAGGUACACUGGCACAAUACUUAAGGGCAUUUUCUGUACAGCACAAGGCAGUGCCAUAUAGAGAGAGCCUGCACAAGGCUACACCCUUUCUGGUUCUGGAGCUAGCAUAGAUUCUGUUUUUGUAGGACAACAUCUCAACAUACAUUAACACACUCUAAGACACCAUGCUUCUGAUAAUUAGGGAUGUGUGCAUCCCAGCUCAGAUAAGAGGUCCCAGAGCAUGCUAUGACUUACAUCAAGUUUUGGAGAUAAAAUAUGCACAGCAAUAUUUCAGAAGUUUGAAUAUAUAGAAUUUUUAGUAUAUGUAUGAAAUGCAACUCUCUUAUAACUUUGGCAGUGAGUGACAGUGCUUUGAAGUCUGUAAUUUGAUAACUGUAUGGUAUUAUUUCUAAACAGAUUUAUGUAACACAUCUAAGAGGUGCUGCUUUCUAUUUGCCUGCCACUUUUGAUCUUCUUAUGUACUAAGUCCCCUCAAAUGUGUUCAAAUCUAAUCAUCCCAUUAUUUUGUCCUAAUGGUAUGAAAAUUAUUAUUGUUCCAGCAAAAUUGCUAGGAUACCCCAACUAUAGAAAGUCCUAAUACAAAGUCACCAUCUUCUCCUUCCAAAAAUAAGGAUGAACUUCUUCCCUAGGUAAAGCCACAUUUAAUCAGUUAUUCAUUCAGGGCCAGGUAUUGACCCUUAUUGACUUUUAUCUUGAAAGGUGCCAUGUAGUUAAUCAAUCUCUUGUGAUCCCUGCCACUGUAUCAGGAGAUAGUGUAUUCCAUAUUUUUCUCAUGAUAUUCCUGAAGCUUCUUAUGUGACAUAUGAAGUGCCCCAGUUUUUUACUUAAUCUUUCAAAGCUUUCAUGUUUUUUAUUCAUUAUAAAAUGUUUACUUGCGAUA